AUGCUUUCCUCAUCCCAACAACAACAACACAGUGUCUAUACUCAAUGUAAAGUUGGAGAUUUAGAUGGAAUUAAACAACAUUUUCAAUCCUCCACGAAUCCAUCGCCCUCUCUGGAUGAACCCGAUGAGUUUGGAAAUACCAUGCUCUAUUAUUCGUGCCUGUGUGGUAGAUUGGGGAUAGUGAGGUACCUCUCCGAGUUGGGUGCUCGCGACGACAAGUACAAGCGAUGUUUUCUAAAUGCUCUGAAUUUAGACGUUCGGAGAAUGUUAAAGUUAUAUAACGUCUAUCAUCAUCAACAUGGACAAGAAAAUAACAAGAAUCGGAACAAACCAUCAUCUUCGGAACAAGAUGAAGAAGACGAAGAAGAUAAUCUCACUCAAGUAUUGAAAAAGUAUGCCAUGAAGUGUGUUCAUGAAAAUAGGAAUGAUAACAAAAAGGAUCAGUCUCAGGAAGGAGGUGAAGAUCAAGAGCCUCUUUCAGAAGUUAAACAAGAAUCCCCAGAAACAAUCCAUGAAUCAAAUGAUGAUCGUAUGAUUGUAUUGAAAUUUAAAUUUGCUGAUGAAAAAUCCGUGAGCGAGUACAAGUGUCAUUUGUGGAUCUUGUUGUCCAGGUGGCCACAAUUUUUACAUUUUGUCCAUUUGCAACGAAAUAAUUCUCAAAAUCAUAAUUUAAUUCAAGCAUUACCUCAGAAUUUUCUGGUUCGAUUGGAGAGUACGGACAUACCUCUUUUUAAAUGUAACAGUAAUAAGGAAGUGGAAGAAUAUGUCAAUCGAACAUUUCCUCAGCUUGGUGGAAGUGGAAAAGCGUUUAACUCUAAAUGUAAACAAACAAAGCAACAUUAUCGUCAAAUCAAAGAGGUUUUCCAAUUUCCGUUCAUUUCACAGCAGGAUGUGAUUCAAAAACUACCGAAUCAAGAUACUGAUCUAGCUCAAUUCAUGAACGACCAUUUGAAAGAGAUUAAUUUUGGAGUGGUUCCAUUCAAGAGAAAAUCCUUUGACACAGUAUUGGUUUGGCUGUAUAGUGGCCUCCUCAUAGAUCCUUCUCGAAAAUCUUCAUUUCUGCCGAGUGAAGUCGAUUUCUGUACCGUUUGUCAUGAUUUGGUAGUGAUGGCCAAAUAUUUACAACUCUCUUCCCUCAUGGAAAUGGUGACUGAACACUUGUACAAAAUGUAUGAACAUUGUGGUACCAAAUUCUUGCAAACACAUGUCAUGAAAAAGAAUCAGGAAUUAUUGGCCAAUGAUUUGGAUCCUCAAUCGUAUUGCAAAAGCUCGAUCACUCUCACAAAUCCCAUAGACAAGAUGAAACGAAUGUGUUGCAAUAUGGGAAUUACUCUUGCCAAAGAUAUUUCCCGUGAUGAUGAACAUGCAUCGUCAACACCAAGCACAUGUGAAUUUAUUUAUUGCAACAAACAAUUCAUGAUGGAUCGAAGUUUAUUCUUUGAAGUCAUUAUUAAUUGCUCGUUUGAAGAAGGAGAAAAAUUUAGACGACAAUUAGAUCAGCAUGAACUGCCUCUGAUUGAUUUUCAACAAGUCAGCCACACCAAUGUUCUGUGUGAAAUCAUUCGAUAUUCCUAUUCAGAAAAUGUGAACAUUGACAAGGAAACCAUUUUGGAAGUCAUUACAUUGGCUCAAAAAUUGGGCUUUCCAAAACUUAUUGAAAGAUGUGAAUCCUAUUUUUCAACAUGGGUCACUACCGAAGAUGUGGACAAUGUGUUUGAAUUGUUCAAAAUUGCUUGUUUAGUUGGUAGUUCUAAAUUGAAAAUGUUUUUCGAAAGGAAAACCAUUGAAUAUUUUAGAGAACAAACAGAGAACGGAAUGAUCACUGUAGAUGAAGUGAUUGAGAGUUUGGAAUGUUUGGGAUGUGAUGAGGAUGAAAUUUCAAGAUUCAGAGCUUAUUUGAGAGCGAAUUAA
This is a messenger RNA of Naegleria lovaniensis, 1911 nucleotides long. RefSeq lists its product as uncharacterized. Lineage: Eukaryota; Heterolobosea; Eutetramitea; Acrasida; Naegleriidae. Gene Ontology annotation, molecular function: protein binding. Gene Ontology annotation, cellular component: cytoplasm; ubiquitin ligase complex. The record is from RefSeq and is a predicted model, not a curated record. The coding region runs from base 1 to 1911 and encodes 636 amino acids. The transcript has a single exon.